CGACAAGCCAAGUACACAACCAUGGAUUUCUUCACUCUGUACAUGCUUCUCUCCCUUUUCGUUCUUGUCUAUGUUCUUUCGGACUUCAUCGCUCUUCUCAUUCGCCAGCAACUCUCCCCGCUUUCAAAACUCAAGGGACCGCCAUGCCCCUCGUUCUUCAUGGGUCAUCUGGCCGAAAUGGCUGAGCAGGAAAACAACGACCUUCUUGCUCGAUGGCAGGAGUCCUAUGGGCCGAGCUUCGUGUAUCGAGGGUUCAUUGGAGGUCGCAGGCUGAUGACUACCGACCCUGUGGCGAUCGCCCAUAUUCUCGGAAACGCUUACGACUACCCGAAACCCGACUUUGUGCGUGAGAGCCUGGCAACCAUGGCAGCGGGUCAUGACGGCCUGCUGACGGUUGAAGGUGAAACCCAUCGAAGACAACGCCGGAUUCUGACUCCGGCAUUCUCCGCCUCCCAUAUCAAGUCGCUGACCCCCGUGUUUUGGGACAAGGCCAUCAAGCUGCGUGAUAUCUGGCUUUCCGAGGCCGAAGCCGGCGCAACGGACAGCGAUUACACCGGGUUUACGCGUAUCGAUGCUCUGAAAUGGCUCGGACGCGCAACAUUGGACGCCAUGGGAAUUGCUGGCAAGCCGCUGAUGGUGGAAUGACUUGUGCUGACUGGCUUCGCAGGGUUUGGAUACCACUUCGACUCAUUGAUCAAUGACGACAACGAGCUGGCCAAAGCGUUUGCCGUGAUAUUCUCCACUGCGCGCAAGUUCCGCGUGAUGACCAUCCUGCAAGUGUGGUUCCCAUUCUUGCGCAGAUUUCGCCGCAAUUCGAAUGUGAUGAAAGAUGCACAGGCUACAAUGCGGAGAAUUGGACUCGGACUUAUCGAAGAGAGAGUCCAGGACAAAGACACGUUGGGACGAGAUAUACUGAGUAUCCUUGUGCGGUCGAAUGCCGGAGCGUCAGCAUCGUCCGAGAGCAUGUCAGCGGAGGAGGUGCUUUGCCAAAUCUCCACUUUCAUCGCAGCGGGUCACGAGACGACGGCUUCUGCCCUGACAUGGUGCCUUUAUGCACUGAUCCAGAACCCCGAUAUCCAACUCAAAUUGCGGGAAGAACUGGGAAGCGUGGAGAAACGGCUGCGACAGACGAAUCCCGGGCUGUCGGAUACAGAUGCAGAGCCAUUGUUGACCGAGCAGCUGGCCAAAUGCCAGUAUCUGGAUUGGUUCAUUCGUGAGGCGCUAAGAUUGCAUGCCCCGAUAACAAGUACAAUGCGAGUCUGUAUGCGGGACGAGGAUGUUGUUCCUGUCAGUGACACCGACGAGGUCGGCUUCUGUGCAGGGAACCGACCAGCAGGCAUCCGCCUCAAGAAGAUGGAUAUUAUCACAAUUCCCAUUCAAGCCAUUAACAAAAGCAAGAACCUCUGGGGCGACGACGCCCUGCUGUUCAGACCCGAACGCUGGGCGCAGGUUCCUGGAAAGGCAAAGGCGAUUCCGGGGUUGUACUCCAGCAUUCUGACUUUCCUCAACGGCAAUCCCGUGGACGGGAACCGGGCUUGUAUUGGCUACAAAUUCGCUUUGCUCGAGAUGAAGAUAUUUCUUUACGCUCUGGUCAAGGACAUUGAGUUCCGUGCAGUGCCGUCGUUAGUGAUCGAGAAGAAAAUCAACGUCGUCACUCGCCCGUUUGUCAAAUCAGAGCCGGGGCUGAAUAACCAGCUGCCGGUGCUUAUUCGACGAGCGGUUCCGCUGGAUACAUACAUGACGCCGUAACCGUGCAGCUUUCUGAGGAGAAGCGAGUGAAGCCUGGUGCGGGUCCGCGGUGCAUGACAAUAUGUCCUUUUCUGUCUGCUUCCGCGCUGGGAAACAAGCUUUCGUGCUGUAAGCGUUGCCGGCGAGAGUGGGCGCGCGCAAAUUUCGGACGCGCAGACCUUAAUUCAGGAGGGGGUGACAUAAGAUACUGCCGGCGGCCAUUCGGCGUGGGAAGGGCCCAUUGGCGAACCGGCGGCUCGCUGGGGUUAGGACCGCCGCGGAGGGCUGGGCAGUCAUCUGCAUUCAGUCAGUCGCCGCACUCGAGGAACAGGGCCCAAUCAUAUCAAGAUUGAUCAAUGCUUGCAUGUGCAGAAAUGAGUAUCAUAGUGUUCGAAUCCUCUGCUUCGGGGUCCCAGGCCCGGCGACGGAUCCAGCCCAGCCACUUUCUUUCGCCAGGGGCUGCUGCUCACCGGCGGCGGAAUCGGACGACCCUUGGCGCUAUCGUAAAAUAAUAGUGAAAUACAGAAUAAUUAUUAGUGGGGAUAUCGAUAUCAAGUACAAUUGAUUCAGAGCGAUGCAAGAGAUCUAGCAAGCAGAGGGUAUCAUGUUACACACGAGCAGGUACAUUCAGGCAAAACAGGCAGCAGCGACAAAGAUGCGGGAAUAAAUAAUGCGCAGGACACGAGACCACUAUGUAGCGUCCAUAACAGCGCACGACAGAUUUUGGUGGGCACGCCAGUUUCUUCGACGCAAGUGCACCCGAGACCGACGAUGCUUCCCGCAGGACGAACAAAGUGACCGGGUAAGGAAUCGAGCAAGGGGUCUCGACGAACUUGCCCGAUCAGCAGUGGUGAUCAUCACCACACAGAGAGAACCGCUUAUUGCGGGGUCCCAUAUCCACUGCCCGGCGCCGAGUCAUGUCCGUUGGCCCCAGGACUGUGCCCCGGAUUGGGGCUCCCCCCCGGUCCCGCUGGCGGCGGCGGCCCAUCAAAGUAAGCACCACCACCACCACCACCACGACCUUCCUCCCUUGGGCUGGGCAGGUGAUACCCUGGCGGCGGCGAGAAUGGGUUCCCUGGCCCAGCCAUGCUCGCUGGGGCGCUGAGCGGGACCCCGUACGCAUUGCCAGUCCCAGGGCCGCCCGCAUACAUCGGGGGUCUAGGGCCAUAGUCUAGCCCGACGCCCGGUCCCAUGCGUAGCGGCGGCCCACGGUACCCCAUAUCGUGCCCGUGCGGAUAGGCCGAAUGUGGUGGGCCGUGAUGUGGGUGGUGGGGAUGAUGCGGAUGGGCAGAAGGAAGGGACUGCAGGGUCAUCGGAUGGUAGAGCUGGAGACUAUCUGCGCUGGGGAGCGAGGCGCGGCGCGCGUCCAUGAGUCCGUUGAGCGAUGCACUGCGACCGGCGGGAGAUGGAUAUGGUGCGGUGGUAGUUGGGCUAGCCGCAGCGCGAUGAGCGGGCGCAAGGAUACGUCGACGAGCCUGCAGAUGAGUGUCAGUGAUGGAGAUAAAACAAGGGACGACGGCGUUUGGAGUGACAGGUGUGAUUAAUGAAGGAAGGUUGGGGCGGGAGAGCAGCGACGACGAGGACGAAGACUCACGUUGAUCAUCCAAUUCGACACUUGGGACAUGCUGAGGCCCGUGGCAUGGCACAGCUGCUUUUUCUCCUCCUCGGACGGGUACGGAUGGUCGGAAUGACGAUGAAGCCAAGACUUCAAGAAGUCGGUGGUCUCCUUGGGAAGUUUACCACGCUUGCGAGUGGGGCGGUCGACGGAAGCAGGGCCGCCCUGUGGGGAUCGGGAACCGGAGUUGAGCGUCGGGGCCGGUGGCAUGGAGGGAUAGCCAGAGAGAGGGUAUUCUGGCUGGGGGAACCAUUCACCUUUUAUACCCGACGACAGCGACCUGCGAUCUGCAAGAUGAUGGCCCGAAAUACGAGCCGAGUGUGCGAACAUCUGACCGCUAAAUGAAGAAUGGCGUAACCCGUCCUCAUAUUUGACGGCCGGACUUUGAGACAUUUGACCCGGGGUUGAGCUCGGCCGGACAAUCCCAGAUGGGGAUGUGGUCCAGUGGUCGCUCUCGUUGUAGGGCGACAAAUGCGCCGAAUACGAAGUCGUAGAGGAGGCCGCCGACGCCCCAGGCGUCGUCCCAGAGGGAUAGCCGUUGUCAUAGUCGAAUCGUAGAUCCGUUGACACGGACGGACGCACCAGUCCCCGCUCUUGCCCGGACUCAGAAUUGUUUGGGGGGAACGUGUAAGACGACAGGGACGACGGGGCGUAGACUGGCUGUCGCAGCUGGGACGCAGGGUAUGGCUGGUGGCGCACAUUCGAGCUGAGCGUCGGGAGCGAUGCGCGUCGUUCAGGGCGGUAUGAGUCUUCGAAUGUCGUAAAAAUCGACGGGAGGGAGACUUUCGAUUGCUCGUGCUCGCCCUCAGCCCCGUCGACAUCCCAGUGCUGACUCCGCGAUGGCGGGGACUGGGUGGGCUUCUCUGAAAGGGACAGAGAGCUCGACUCGGUGUCUGCAGAAGCAGCAGAAGUGGACAUGCGACGGGUGUCGUAGUCGGGGACG
Messenger RNA from Mycena citricolor, 4286 nucleotides. Lineage: Eukaryota; Fungi; Basidiomycota; Agaricomycetes; Agaricales; Mycenaceae. The record is from the annotation of a GenBank genome assembly.